Molecule: messenger RNA, 1803 nt
Organism: Oryza brachyantha (malo sina)
Lineage: Eukaryota; Viridiplantae; Streptophyta; Magnoliopsida; Poales; Poaceae
Product: glucan endo-1,3-beta-glucosidase 11-like
Exons: 2
Coding region: 132-1388 (418 amino acids)
Biological process (GO): carbohydrate metabolic process
Cellular component (GO): plasma membrane
Molecular function (GO): hydrolase activity, hydrolyzing O-glycosyl compounds
Source: RefSeq, a predicted model, not a curated record
GUGAAGUGCAGCAUCCACCUACCCUCACCAACGCUCCAUGCCAAAUCCCCCCUCCAGCUCACUCCCACACUCCCCUCCACUCCAGCCUCGCCGUCGCCGAGCUCCAGCUACCUCCUCGCUCCGCCACCGCAAUGCGGCCCUUCCUCGUGGUAGUGGCGGCCGUGCUGCUCCUCGCGGCGGCUGCCGAGGCGACGUCGUCGGCGCUGCUGGGCAUCAACUACGGCCGGGUGGGCAACAACCUGCCGCCACCGACCGCCGUGCCGCAGAUGCUCUCGUCGCUCGGAGUUGGCCGCGUCAGGCUCUACGACGCCGACCCGGCCACCCUCCGCGCGUUCGCCAACACCGGGGUGGAGCUCGUGGUCGGCGUCCCCGACGAGUGCCUCGCCGCCGUCUCCACCCCCGCCGGCGCCAUGUCGUGGGUCCGCUCCGUCGUCCAGCCGGCGCUCCCGGCGACCAAGAUCGCGGUGCUCACCGUCGGCAACGAGGUGCUCACCGGCGCCAACAGCUCCUCGCUGUCGCGCUCGCUGCUCCCGGCCAUGCAGUGCCUCCACGACGCGCUCGCGCAGCUCGGCCUGGACAGGCAGGUCGCCGUCACCACCGCGCACAACCUCGGCGUGCUCGCCACCUCCUACCCGCCCUCGUCGGCGUACUUCAGGAAGGACCUCCUCCCGCUGCUCUGCCCGAUCCUCGACUUCCACGCCCGCACCGGCUCGCCCUUCCUCGUCAACGCCUACCCCUACUUCGCCUACGCCGAGGACCCCACCGGCGUCGAGCUCGACUACGCGCUGCUGGACCCGGCCUACGCCGGCGUCGCCGACCCCUCCUCCGGCCUGCACUACCCAAACCUGCUCGUCGCGCAGGUGGACGCCGUGUACCACGCCAUCGCGGCGGCCAACACUGCGGCGGCGCGGGCCGUCGAGGUGCGGGUGUCCGAGACCGGGUGGCCGUCCGCCGGCGACGGCAACGAGACCGGCGCGACGCCGCAGAACGCCGCCAGGUACAACGGCAACGUGAUGCGCCUCGUCGCCGACGGGAAGGGCACGCCGCUCCGGCCGACGGUGGCGCUGCGCGUCUACAUGUUCGCGCUCUUCAACGAGAACAUGAAGCCCGGCCCGACGUCGGAGCGCAACUACGGCCUCUUCAAGCCCGACGGCACGCCGGUCUACGAGCUCUCCUACCGCCUGCCAAAGGACAACACCAACUCCGGCGCCGGCGGCAUGGGUGGCGGCGGCAGCGGCAGCGGCACCAUUACCGGCGGCGGCUCGGUGGACGGCGGCUACUACAGCAUCUCUGCAUCAGCAAAGUCACCCGUGGGUUGGUGGACAUGGUGGACACAAGCAGCAGUAGCAGCAUGUGUGGCUGUCCUGAUGAUGAUGAUGGCAUUGUGAUUCUGAGCAGAUGGAUGGAUGGAAGGAUGGAAGGAAGGAAGCCUCUGGUUUCUAAUGGAGUCAGAGGAGGCACAUUGGGUGCAUUGCUUCUUGCUGUUGCUGCAGUGGACAAAGGCAUUGAUGGUAGUGAAUGUCAUGCUUUAGUUUAAUCUGUCCUUGCCGUGUUGCUGUAAUUGAUGUGGCCUUGUAAUUGGGGGUAAUCUAAUGGGUUGGUCACUGCCAUUAAACUAGACAUUUUUUUCUCUCUGUUUUGAAGCUCUCCCUCUCUUGAAUUUUUGAUAUAUUAAAUUGUUCUUUGUUGGGAUUAACACUAUUAAUUAACUGGCAAUGGCUCAGGUACGAUACAAACUCAGUACUUGGCUGCAUAAAAAAGACAGAAACUAUCUAUGUGGAAAAGGAACCAAAGAAUCAGUGA